GCCGCUGCCGCCGCCGCUCGCUAGGAGCGGGCCCCGCCGCCGGCCGUCCCCGGGCGUCCCCGCGAGGCCGAGCCCGAGCCAGCCGGAGCCGAGCGGGAGCCGAGCGGGAGCCGGGCCGGGCGCGGGGGGCGCCGCCCGCCAUGGACCACAAGCCCCUGCUGCAGGAGCGGCCGCCCGCCUACAACCUGGAGGCCGGCCAGGGCGACUUCGCGUGCGGCCCGCACGGCUACGGCGCCAUCCCCGCCGCGCCCCCGCCGCCGCCCUACCCCUACCUCGUCACAGGGAUACCCACACACCACCCCAGGGUCUACAACAUCCACAGUCGAAAUGUCACCCGGUACCCUGCCAAUUCCAUCGUUGUCGUUGGAGGCUGCCCAGUUUGCAGGGUGGGAGCUGUGUCAUUUCGGAGGCCUGUGGCUUCUGCUAACCGGGGCCCCACGGCCCCAGUCAUACAGAAUCUGGAUCAAGGGAGGCUCGAGGCUACCUGGUCAUCAGGCUUGUGCAGAACUGCCCCUGGAAUGGCUGACGGCCCUGUGGAGGUCCUGAGAACUGCCCCUGACAAGGCAGCUCCCCCGCCCCCAUGGGAGGCCUGUUUGAAGUGGAGACCCUGGGACAACCGGAGGCCAGGCAGAUGCACCGCCCAAGGGGGUGAGGUAUGACCUGCUCACUGAAGGGGGCUGGCUGGGUGCUUUGGGGCCACCUGGAGGAACCUCUGCUCCCUUUUCCUGAAGAGGCUUGUCCUUCCAGUGAGUGCUGGUCUGGGGGUUGCUCCCAGGGCUGGAUCCUACUUGAGGCCAGCCUGUGCUCAGCAGAAGUGAGUAAUUAGGGAUGAGCCAAGAGGUUUGCUGGAGUGUGUGGCACUAACUGCCCCUCGGGGGGUGGGGUGGCACUCAGAGGGCGGCUCCCUCACUUCUGGGUGAGGUCUGGAUUGUUCCCGGCCGCCCCGCUUGUUGCCUGAACAAGGUUCUCCAGCUUCUGAGAAGGGGACAGUGAUGGUACAUGGGCGGGGUUUCUGUGAGGAAUACAGGAGGUGGCAAGGAUGCGAUUCUUACUGGUUGGGUACCGGCCUUGGGGUGCUCUCGGGACGUGUGGGCUGCAGGGCCUCCAUCAUCUCGCUCAUCCUGGAGCCCCUCCCAGGCCGGCUCCCUGGACAGACAGAUGUCAGUGGAAUCGUGUGGCCACUUUCUCCAUAAGGUUGGAGUCAGGAGUUAAAGAAGCGUUUUCAGAAUUAGUCAGUUCUCUGAUUUCUCCAGCUUCUAUAUCCUUCCCUGACCCCCAUCCCCCAUGACCUAUUGCUCAAGAAUGGGGGAGGGGCCUUCCAACCACAGCUAGGGCGACUUGCUUAGUAGUUUGGAUUCUGAGCCAUUUGAUAAAUAUUGAAACUUGUCCUGAACUGAUUGGGGCUGUUCAGGAGGUUUGGAGAGGAAGAGAGUGUGAGGCUGUUUGGGAGAGGCUGCCAGGAGGGCAGGGACCCUCACAGGGACGGGUCUGCUCUGCAGCCUGUGGGGUGUUGCUGCAUCAGGAUUGGUCUAGAGACAAGACUGUAUUUCUCAAUUUAGAAGAUUUUUGGGUUUUAAAAAGCUGUAAAUUAGGGGCCGGCCCAGUGGCGUAGUGGUUAAAUUUGCACGCGCUCCACUUCGGUGGCCUGGGUUUCGCAGGUUCAGAUGCCAGGCGUGGACCGAUGCACCACUUGUCAAGCCAUGCUGUGGCGGCGUCCCAUAUAAAGUAGAGGAAGAUGGGCACAGAUGGUGGCCCAAGGCCGACCUUCCUCAGCAAAAAGAGGAGGAUCGGUGGCGGAUGUUAGGACUGGUCUUCCUCACAAAACCUGUAAAUUAUGCCAGUAUUGCUUUUGAGGUCUGGGGCAGUGCUCCCGGUUCAGACAUUAAUAUUUCUACAGCAAGACACAAAUAAUUCACAGUAAGUGGAUAAAUUAAGACUAUAAAUGGCCACACAUCAGGUCACGUGUGGCUGCCACGUGAGUUUGCUACAAACUUAUAAAAACGUUCUGCUGUCAGAGCUUUUUGGUAUUGGGAAUUGUGGGUAAGAGCUGUAGACUCUUGGGGUGGCAGGUGUGGCACCUGAGGACUGACUGACCCCCUGCUCAGUGGCUCCUGCUGACCGGGCAGAUGCCGUUUUCCUGUCCCUCAUCCCCAGAAGCAGUGUACUGGGUCAGGUGGCUGCUCUCAGCGGCAGGUGGUCAGGAUCUGGAUUCUGCUCAGCUCCCUCACGCCCUCCCUCUUCCUGGAGACACAGUGGCCUGGCCUGGCUGUCUUUUUAAGAGCAGAGAGAGCCCCUGGGGGCUCCACUCUGGGUGGGCAGGGCUGGGGAGGGGGCCUAGAGGUCUGGCAGGUAUCAACCCUGUGCUCCUGACUCAGGGUGGCCCAGGCUGCUGGGUUUGGGGAAUGAGGGGGGUUUGUUCCUUGUGCCUGGGACGCCGAGGUGGGCCGGGUCAGCCUGUGUUGCCCAUUGCUCUGCCUACCUUUUAAGUUCCCAGAGCAACUCCAGAGGCUGAGAACACGUGGUGGUGGGCUGAGAUGCCAGGCCUCCUGAGGCUGGUCUGGCCACUGCUGGGAAUCUCAGUGCUCAGGUGGGGCCAGUCUCCUGGCCUCAUGGCAUUGAGGGCCCGGAUGAGAGAGUAACCAGUGCUCCUGGGCUUCCACUGGCUUUAGCAGUGUAGACCAGGGUUUUGGGGUCUACUUGGAGAAUUAGGGAAGAGGCAGGUGGGGGCUGCUGCCCUUUGACAUUUGACCCCAGAGGAUAGCAGCAACCCACAGACGGGACGAUUCAUGUGGACAGGUACACUGGGCAACAUAGGGGAAGCCUCUGUCUCCAGGCGUCUCCACUGCAGGGAGACUGCACCACUGGAGGGCUUCUCCAGUGGGGGUGCUGGGUGCUCCUGUGCAUCCCUCCAGGGCACUGGGGACAGCAGGGCAGGACUGCCCUGGCCCCAGCCUCCUCCUGGGUAUCUCCUGAAGUCUUUGAGCAGACACACUGGGAUCUAGGCUCUGUCUCUUUUUUUUUUU
This is a messenger RNA of Diceros bicornis minor, 3023 nucleotides long. It is a transcript of the gene BRI3, whose product is annotated as brain protein I3. Bases 141 to 659 code for a protein of 172 amino acids. The transcript is spliced from 4 exons. The record is from RefSeq and is a predicted model, not a curated record. Lineage: Eukaryota; Metazoa; Chordata; Mammalia; Perissodactyla; Rhinocerotidae.